UUGGGUAAGCCGCCUGGAGCAGUGCUAAAUGUAAACCAGUGCACUUAGCACUCAUCGAGGAACAUUUUGUGCUUCUGAAACAGGAAUUGGAAACCGUGAUGCUUUAGCCCAUGUGCUGUUCUUCUACACAGAGCGUUUCAUCCGCUUAUUGCAAUCCAGCGAAGUGAAACAGAACAGCAGCUCAUUAUGCUGGACGUGAGUUAGCUUGUUAGCCAAACUAAACCAGUUUACGAAAGCGACUCAGCUGUUUGGAUCUGGGGCAUUUUUUAAAUUAUUAUUAUUAUUAUUAAUAUUAUUUAAUAAGCCUUUACUUUGCUGUGGAUUGACGUUAUUAUACAAACCCGGACGUGAGCUGUGGUGAGCUCUAAAUAUGGAUCCGUUUGAUAAUGACAGAUCUACGCUUCCUCGGAACAUGAUAGAAAACAGCAUGUUUGAGGAGGAACCUGACGUUGUGGAUCUAGCGAAGGACUCGCCAUCCUACCCCAUCGAUUCGGAUGACGUUGUUUAUGAGCCACGCAGCUCCAGGCUGCUGGUACGUGGCCUUGGUGAGAAUGAGCUGGAAGAAGAUGAGGAGGACUACGAGUCUUCAGCUAGACUCCUGGGCAUGUCCUUCAUGAACCGCAGUUCCAGCAGCCAGCGCAGUGCCGCAGCCUCCUACAGCCGGCAGCAUGCAUCCGGGUUAUGCUCGAUGCCGUCUGUGAAGACCAUGGUGGUGGGAGUCUUACUCCUGGUCUUCAUUGCCUCACUGGUCAUGGUCAUCUACUUCAUACCUAAAUGCACUUUUUCCAAAGAAGGCUGCCACAAGGCCAGCACUCCCAUGGAAGUCAUUUAUCCAAUUUCCAAAAGUGGUGACCUCUUCCCGUGGACAGCCCUGAGGCUUCCAAACAGUGUGCAUCCUAUUGACUAUGAGAUCUCACUCCAUCCCAACCUGAGCACCAUGAGUUUCACUGGGAGUGUAGCCAUCACUGUGGAGGUUCUUCAAGAGACCAAGAACGUGGUUUUGCACAGCUCUGGCUUAAAAAUACAGAAUGUCACUUUCCAAGGCAAAGAGGUGAAGCUCUUGGAGUAUGAGCCUUGGCAGCAGAUUGCUAUCAAGUUCUCAGAGGAACUUAAAAAGGGACAAAAGUAUGUGCUAAAUAUGAAUUAUUCAGCAAAACUCUCCAGCAGCUUUGAUGGCUUUUAUAACAGCUCUUACACUGACACGAAUGGAUAUAGAAGAGUUUUGGCUGCUACUCAGUUUGAGCCCCUGGCUGCCCGUAAAGCUUUUCCCUGUUUUGAUGAACCUGCUUUUAAGGCCACAUUUCUAAUUAAGAUAAAGAGAGAAGUGGAGUACAUCAGCCUUUCUAACAUGCCUUUGGCCAAAACGAACGUGCUGCCAGAUGGGCUUUUCGAGGAUGUGUUUCAGAAGACUGUCGGUAUGAGCACCUACCUGGUUGCAUUUAUUGUGGCCAACUUCACCAGUGUCAGUAGAAAUGUCUCUAACACUCGGGUCUCUGUAUACACGGUUCCAGAUAAAAAAGACCAAGUUGAUUUUGCUCUGGAUACAGCCACCAAACUGCUGCAGUUCUACAAUAGUUUCUUUGAAAUCGAGUAUCCAUUGCACAAAUUAGACUUGGUGGGCAUUCCAGACUUCAUGGCUGGAGCAAUGGAGAACUGGGGUCUCAUCACAUUUCGAGAGACGAUGCUGCUCGUGGGUAAUCAUUCCUCCCCCAUGGAUAAACAACUAGUGUCCUCCGUCAUUGCCCAUGAGCUUGCACAUCAGUGGUUCGGGAACCUGGUCACCAUGCGCUGGUGGAAUGAUCUCUGGCUGAACGAAGGAUUUGCAACAUACAUGCAGUAUUUGUCCAUUGAGAAAGUCUUCCCCAAUCUUGACAUUGACAACGAUUUCCUGGAUGUACGCUUCAGAGCCCUGGAAAAAGACGCAAUGAAUUCGUCCCAUCCUGUAUCUGCUAAAGUAACUGCUCCAGAGGAAGUGGAAGAGAUGUUUGACUCCGUGUCCUACGAGAAGGGCGCCUCUCUUUUACUCAUGCUCAAUACAAUACUCGGCGAAGGAGUUUUCAAGAAAGGAGUGAUUGGGUAUCUGAAAAAGUAUAAUGGCAGCAACACUGAGAAGGAAGAUCUGUGGAACAGCCUUUCACAGAUCACAAAACCGUCCAUAGACGUGGCAGAGAUGAUGAACACCUGGAUUGUACAGAAAGGUUUUCCUCUGAUCACCGUGAACUGGACAGGCAACCAAGUGAAAGUAACACAAGAGCGUUUCCUCCUAAAUGCUGCCAACAUCACAGAUCACGGCGACUUGUGGCACAUCCCACUGACGUACAUCAAUAACACUUGUACCAGCUCCAUCUCCUGCAAGCAAAGAUUUUAUUUGAAGGAAAAAACGGCCACCUUUACCCUUCCAGGCAAUGUGAAGUGGCUGAAGUUUAACUACCAGAGUGAGGGCUUCUAUGUAGUAGACUACAGAGGUGAAGGCUGGAGUGCACUCAUCACAGCCUUGAAGGAAAACGUCAAUGUUCUUCCACCGGAGGACCGAGCGUCUCUCAUUAAUAAUGUCUUUGCUCUGUCAAGAUUAGGAAAGGUGUCCUUCAGACAAGUGCUAACCCUCCUGGAGUAUCUAAAGAACGAAACAGAAACGGCGCCGGUGACUGAAGCCCUGACGCAGCUUGUCUCCAUCUACAGGCUGCUCGAGAAAAGGUCCGAUUUAAAUCUAGUGGCCAGGAUGAAGACAUAUAUUUUUGAUCAUUUUGGCAAUCUGAUGGACAACCAAUCAUGGGGAGAGGAGAGCUCUGUGUCGAAAGUGAGUCUGAGGUCGGUCCUGCUGGAGACUGCCUGCGCCCUCAGCAGACCAACAUGCACCAAUAAGGCCAAAGACCUCUUUGCUCAGUGGAUAUCCUUAAAUAAAACGGUUCCUGGAGACCUCCUGAGAGCAGUUUUGUCUGUGGCAGCCCAAAACGAUGAAGAGUGGAACUUAUUAUAUGAUUCGUAUAUUCACUCCAUCUACGACUCGGAAAAACGCAAAACACUGGAGGCUUUGUGUAGCACUCAGGAUAUGCGCAAAAUCUCAUGGAUCUUAAAAGCAGGUCUUACAGGAAGUCCAAUCCAGACUCCUGAACUUCCUCUGGUGAUUAGCAGAGUAAGCAGACAUUUUGCAGGUUACCUGUACGCUUGGGAUUUUGUGAAGGAGAACUGGCAUAAACUCACAGAAAUAUUUCCUAUUGGCAGUUUCCCGUUGCAAAACAUAAUCAUGUCUACAACCAGCCAUUUCUCUACAAAGAUGCACCUUGAGGAGGUUCAAAGGUUUUUCAGCUCUUUAAAGGAGAGAGGAUCUCAGAUGAGGAGCGUUCAGGAGGCCGUGGAGAACAUUCAGCGGAACAUCUUCUGGAUGGAGAAGAACCUGGGCACACUCAGGGAGUGGCUGUAGGCUCAGAGAGCCGACGUCGUAACACACCAACACGCACACACACACACACACACACCCCUCAGGUGACGAGGCCGAGCACUUGUGAGUGAUGUUACAGCGAUCACAGCCUGACUCCUGUGUGUGCAGAGAUGUGUCAGAGAUGAACAAAUCACUUUUUUCUUACUUAGUAUACAGCUGUUUUUAUCGUAUCUUUUUUUUUUGAGUUGUUCUCAUUUUCCAUGGUAAUUCAGAGGUACCAUUUAGCUGUAGCAUUCAGAUUUCUAGAUUUGGUCAGACCAAAUGCAAAGAAAGUUCAAAUGGUAGAAAAGAGCAAAAAAUUAUAGCCAGAUAUGAAACUUUUCUUUCUUUGGCAGAUAUAUAAAAAGCCUUAAAAAUCUCUUACCAAUAUAGUCACUUUAAUAGGAAAAUUUUUUGCAGUUAAUCAGCCAAUCAUGUGGCAGUAGUAUAAUGCGAAACAUCCUCCAGAUUCAGGUCAAAAGAGCCAUCAGAAUGAGGAUAAAUUGACCUCUGUGACUUUAACAGUGGCAUGGAUUUUGGUACCAGAACAGCUGGUUUGAAUAUUUCAGUAAGUGAGAGAACACUUGACUGACAGGAGGGGAACAUGAUGCAGUCUUCUGCAUUUGUAGCCCACCCACCUCAAGAUUUGAUGGUUUGUGCAUGCAGAGAGAACAUUACCUGAAGCUCUUGACUUGAAUCUGCAUGACUUUAUACAUGACUUUGUGCUGCUGCCACAUGAUUGGAUAAAACGUUCCUAAUAAAGUGGACAGUGAGUGUAUGUCACAGAUUCUUUUUACGUUUUCCUUAAAUAUUAAUUUUGUUUGCUAGGGAUUCUUGGCACCUCUGGAAAACAAAGGUUAAGGAAAGUUUAUGAUAAUCAGACUGUAAAUAACAGCACAUUGAUUUCUUUUCUGUUGUUUAUGGCCUUCCUGUUAAGUGUGUAAUGUUUCAGACACGUGUUCCUCUGUCAUGUAUUUGUUGAUGCUUCAGGUCAUGUGGGGAAACUCUGGUGACUUUUUUUUUUUUAAUUUGGCCUGUCUCUGCACGCAUGCGGCUGUGGCCUGUGACUGUUUGCACUAUUGGGAAUUCCAGCUUGCUCAGGGUUACUUCAGGUCAUGAACGAUGGCGCAUGAUGGCUACAGACCAAUCCACUCAGUAGUGGGGUUUCAACAUGCCUUUUGCAUACGUUUGCCAAAAAAACAGUCGUUUAAGGAGAAUAUGACUUCCAACUCUGAGAUCAUGCAAAAGGGGAAGCAUCUCACUAGAACUCAAAGGAAUUUGGUACAGAGAUGGUUUAUCUGUCUUUAUUUGUGCAGACAAUCAGUCUUGAAGGUAUUUGCAGAAUUAUUAUUAUUUUUUUUUUUUAAAGUUGAAUGGAAUUUGCAGUGCUUGUAGCUGGCACUGUGUAAAUACUCUCUUGCCUUAGCAGCUUUCCUCAUAAGCCUUAUUCUUUCUUUGUGGAGUUUGAAAGUAUUGAUUUUAUUGUCCUUUUUUUUUAUUUCUUUUUUUGUUUGUUUGUUUUUAGAUUUUAUGCAGUCUUGCACAUGAAGUCAGAGGCUGUUAUUUGACACGACAGAUUAAGUGUGGAUCGAGUUUCUUAUUAUAUAUUUAAGUUUUGCUAUGCACAUAUGGAAUGAAGCUUGUAUUUAAAAAGAAAUUAAUCAUAAUAUUUUCCCACAUCAGGAGUAAAGACGUCAUCAUUGCAUCAUUUGUUUUAGCUGCAAAUUCAUUGUACAUGCCCUAAAACUUGUAAAACUCAGUUUUGGGAAUAUUUGGUGUCAUUUGCAUCACCAACGCAAUUUAGACUAAAUACUGUAUGCAAGAAGCGAUCAGAUACGCUGUCGUCACCUUGCGUUGGCAGAAUCUUUACAUGCUAUUUGCAUAUGCUUUAUUUUUAGGGUCUUGCACUCAUUUAUCCUGUAACACGUACAAAAAGCUUCUGCAGACUGGUGAAAUCUCAGCUGGAACAAAGACCCACAGAUUCACCAGCCCUUUAAGAGAUAUCUGCAUAGGUCAAGGUUCUUAAAAAGGUUGACAAUGAAAUUCUGUCCCUUCUCCUUAGCAAACCAGAUCAAACGUCCCAGCAUUUAUUUCUAUCCCUGACAAAAGAGACCAGCAGUUGAAGCUGCUAUUCGCUCUCCAGAUACAGUAUAACUCUCUGACUCUUUCAUUUUCAUCAUGAUGAUGUAAAACAAUUUGGGACACAUCACCGGAUAUUCGAUUUUUAGCCCCAAAAGUACAAAUGUUUAAAAUGUUAACAGGAUUUAAAAUUUGAACAGUGUUCAUUGCAUCUAUUACUGUUACUCAAGACCUGAAAUCAUAGCUGCAUAGUUAAUAUGCAGAGGUCAUAUAAAAUAGUUUUAUAUUAUAUAAUGAAAUGAUAUAUUAUUAGUUUUUUAUUGGCCAUCUGUUUGGGGACAUCUAGUUUUAAUUUAAUAUUAAUUCAUUAUCUUCGGGUAUCUAAUGCAAGAAGUAAUUAUAAUAACUAUUAUUAUUAUUAUUGUUAAUCUAGAACUUUUUUUUGAGUGCCCCAGAUUUUGGUUUUAGACAUGAAUUUUAGUUCCUCACUAUUUAAUAUUAAAAUAAUAGUAAAUAAAAAAUAAUACAUUCUUAACGAGAUUGGGCAGUUUACACAAAUCGGUACAGUUAUAUAUGAUCAGCCUCAUGUUCCUAUGUGAGGUCUAAUUUUUGCUGUAUUCUAGUUCUCUUUCCACUUUUGAGAGGCUUCUCCCUGAAUGUAUUAGCACUGUGACUUUGCAGUGCUGGGCUUUGAAUACUUAUCUGGUGCAUUUUCUAGGUAGUUAUAUUCUACGCAGUUUUCCGAUAUGGAAUACUGUUAGUUACACAGGAUUUUAAUCAUUAGGAGUAUUUUUGUUCUAUGAAUGUUUGUUUUUACUGUUUUUGAUUUCAGCAGACAUGAAAGCUUGAGCUCAAGAGCACUGAGGUAGAGGCCAGUUUUUUCAUGACUGCAACUUCAAGAUGUAUUUCAUUCAGAAAUAUAGUGAUGAAGUUUAGAUAUUUUGGACACUUAUGCUGACCUCAUAUGGCUAUUAGCCUGUAGUAGUGCUGCAUCCAUUAAAAACUGAAUUCAAAUAAAAAAGGUGGCACAAGUUACUGUGAUGUAAAUAAUCACUUUUGUUUAGCCGUAAACAAGGGACUGUGGUGAACAAUGAUAGGAAAAAAAUCCACACUCCUUCUACACUGUUAAAAUGGCAGUUUGUUUUUGUGAUGAAAGAUAAAUCUAGUCAGAAUUUUUGCCAUCAAUGUGAAAUAUUCAGUGAAAUCAGAAAUAUUUUAGAGAAAAACUGACGAAUAACUAUCAAAUAUAUCAGAUAAAAUGGAUAGCUAGAAAUAUCAGUCGAUUUUAGUGCAAAACCUUCAGAUGUCUGCUUAUAACCUAAAGAGGUACAGUAAUAGAAUUGUUCCCCUUUUUUAAUUAUAAUUAAUCUCUAAAUUUAAUUUCCUUCUUUCUUUAGAUUUAAUUACAUUGAAGGUGAGCAAAAUUCUGGCUUUUUGGAUUUAUGCUGGAUUUUCUUUUUCUUUUCAAAAGCUGCCAUUUUAAGAGACGUGUUGAUGUUUUAUAUUCAUUGUAUAUAACUGAUCAAAAUAGUCACUGUUACAGAUUGAAUUAUACAUUUACUCACUCAUAUUUUCUGGUUUUGUGCUUUUUUUUUUUUUGUCAUUUUGCAUAUGCAUCUGUCAUUGCAGUGUUCUAAUGAACAUGAAUAUUGUUUCUGUCUGUGUCUGUCAUUGCAUACAGUCUUGUCUUCUGUCUGCCUCCUUCCCAUAUACUUUAUGCAAAAUCUUUACACUGGAUUUGCUCGUGUGUGAUUGAGAAGUAUGUACAAUAAACUCUUAGUGUUGACUUUAUUAGGAACACCUCUACACCUGCUUAUUUAUGCAGUUAUCCAGUCAGCCAAGCAUGUGCCUGCAGCACAAGCCAUAAAGUCAUGCAGAUACAGUCAAGAGCUUCUGUAAAUGUUUGCACCCAACAUCUGAAUGGGGAAUUGAGUAUCAAACCAACUGGAAAAUGGUUCGUCACGAAGAUCACAAGUUUUUCCUGUUCUGAUGGUUGGUGUGAACAAUUGAUUUUUUUAUUUUUUUUUUUCAUUUUGUUUUUUUUCUUCUGCUGUUACAUGAUGGUGGAUUGGAUACCUGCACAAAUCAUCUGAUGUAGAGGUGUUCCUGUUAAUAUGGACACUGUAUAUACACACACACAGAAUAUAAUGUCUUUAUCAAAAGGAAAUAACAAAUAAAAUUCUCUUUUAAAGUA
Molecule: messenger RNA, 7691 nt
Organism: Tachysurus fulvidraco (yellow catfish)
Lineage: Eukaryota; Metazoa; Chordata; Actinopteri; Siluriformes; Bagridae
Gene: lnpep
Product: leucyl/cystinyl aminopeptidase
Exons: 18
Coding region: 371-3421 (1016 amino acids)
Biological process (GO): proteolysis; peptide catabolic process
Cellular component (GO): cytoplasm
Molecular function (GO): metalloaminopeptidase activity; zinc ion binding; peptide binding
Source: RefSeq, a predicted model, not a curated record